Messenger RNA from Musca vetustissima, 1691 nucleotides. It is a transcript of the gene slmb, whose product is annotated as F-box/WD repeat-containing protein 11. The transcript has 8 exons. The record is from RefSeq and is a predicted model, not a curated record. The coding region runs from base 47 to 1579 and encodes 510 amino acids. Gene Ontology annotation, molecular function: protein dimerization activity. NCBI's taxonomy places the organism in Eukaryota, Metazoa, Arthropoda, Insecta, Diptera, Muscidae.
AACUAAAUAUAUUAAAAUCUGUUGAAGUACAUAGUUACAACAAAACAUGUUGAAAAUGGAGACUGAUAAAAUAAUGGAUGAAACUAAUUCCAAUUCUCAACCUUUUACUACAACGAUGCUGUAUGACCCCGUACGAAAGAAAGAAACCUCACCCACAUUUCAAGUUGAACGCGAUACCUGCUUAACAUAUUUUUCACAGUGGAACGAAACUGAUCAAGUGGAUUUUGUUGAGCAACUAUUAUCGCGUAUGUGUCAUUAUCAGCAUGGUCACAUUGAUGCGUUCCUAAAGCCUAUGUUACAAAGAGAUUUCAUAUCCCUAUUGCCGAAAAAGGGUUUGGAUCACAUUGGCGAAAAUAUUUUAUCAUAUUUGGAUGCGGAUUCCUUGAAAGCUGCUGAAUUGGUAUGCAAAGAAUGGCUUCGUGUCAUAUCGGAGGGUAUGCUAUGGAAGAAAUUGAUUGAACGUAAGGUACGCACCGAUUCGCUGUGGCGUGGAUUGGCAGAACGUCGUGGUUGGAUUCAGUAUCUAUUCAAGCCACGUCCUGGUACUAUACAUAGACCACACUCCUUUUAUCGGGCAUUAUUUCCUAAAAUUAUGAAUGACAUUGAAAGUAUUGAAAACAAUUGGAGAACUGGCCGUCAUAUGUUACGUCGCAUCAAUUGUCGUUCGGAAAAUUCAAAAGGUGUUUAUUGCUUACAAUACGAUGAUGUUAAAAUAGUAUCUGGUCUUCGUGAUAACACUAUUAAAAUAUGGGACCGUACGGAUUUGCAGUGUGUUAAGACUCUUACCGGACACACAGGCUCCGUUUUAUGCCUACAAUAUGAUGACAAAGUCAUUAUUAGCGGUUCGUCAGAUUCAACGGUACGCGUCUGGGACGUUAAUACCGGUGAAAUGGUCAAUACCCUCAUACAUCAUUGUGAAGCUGUUCUACAUUUACGUUUCAAUAAUGGCAUGAUGGUUACCUGCUCUAAAGAUCGUUCAAUUGCCGUUUGGGAUAUGACUUCGCCCAGCGAAAUAACACUGCGUCGUGUUUUGGUCGGACAUCGUGCCGCCGUCAAUGUUGUUGAUUUUGAUGAGAAAUAUAUUGUGUCUGCAAGUGGUGAUCGUACAAUUAAGGUUUGGUCCACUUCUAGUUGUGAAUUUGUUAGGACAUUGAAUGGCCAUAAACGUGGUAUUGCGUGUCUACAAUACAGAGAUCGUUUAGUUGUCAGUGGUAGUUCAGAUAAUUCUAUCAGACUCUGGGAUAUUGAAUGCGGUGCUUGCCUACGCGUGCUUGAGGGUCACGAAGAAUUGGUCCGUUGCAUACGUUUCGAUUCAAAACGUAUUGUAAGCGGAGCUUACGAUGGCAAAAUUAAAGUUUGGGAUUUAGUUGCAGCUUUGGAUCCUAGAGCUCAGUCAAAUUCGUUAUGUUUAAAUACAUUGGUGGAACAUACUGGUCGUGUUUUCCGCCUACAAUUUGAUGAGUUCCAAAUUGUCAGCAGCUCUCAUGAUGAUACAAUAUUGAUUUGGGAUUUUCUGAAUUUCACACCAAAUGAAAAUGCAGCAGUUCGCACACCUUCACCCGCUCUCAUGGAACAUUAACAUUAUUUACACGAUCAGAUGCAUCUACGUGAUGGUAACUAAUGAAUGGAGUAAAACUAAUUAACCAAUUGUGUUUUUUUAUUUAAAAAAAGGCACCAUUGUAAAUUAUGAA